Messenger RNA from Cheilinus undulatus (humphead wrasse), 1890 nucleotides. It is a transcript of the gene lctla, whose product is annotated as lactase-like a. The transcript is spliced from 13 exons. Gene Ontology annotation, biological process: carbohydrate metabolic process. Gene Ontology annotation, molecular function: beta-glucosidase activity. The coding region runs from base 52 to 1746 and encodes 564 amino acids. NCBI's taxonomy places the organism in Eukaryota, Metazoa, Chordata, Actinopteri, Labriformes, Labridae. The record is from RefSeq and is a predicted model, not a curated record.
CUUGUCUUUUAGGUGUAACAGAAGACCCCAAGCUCCUCGCCAAAGAUAAAGAUGCUGCACCAUUGCCUGCUGAGCGUGCUGGUUCUGUGUGCAACAGCCAGUGAGGACUUUGACUGGACCAGGAACGAAAAGACGUCGUUCUUCUAUGGAACCUUUCCAACAGGCUUCUCCUGGGGCGCCGGCAGCUCGGCCUAUCAGACUGAAGGAGCCUGGAACGCAGACGGAAAAGGAAUGAGCAUUUGGGAUACUUUUGCCCACAAAAAGGGGAAAAUAUUCCUGAAUGACACCGGAGACUCAUCAUGUGAGGGCUACUACAAAUUUAAGGAUGAUAUAAACUUAAUGAAGGACAUGAAGUUGAACCAUUAUCGUUUCUCCAUCUCCUGGCCAAGGAUUCUACCGACCGGACUGAAAAGUGAAAAAAUCAACGAGAGAGGAAUCAAAUAUUACGAUGACUUGAUCAACAUGCUGCUGGACAAUAAGAUCACUCCUGUUGUGACUCUGUACCACUGGGAUCUACCACAGGUGUUACAGGAGAAGUACGGUGGCUGGCAGAACGUCACCAUGGUCAACUACUUCAACGACUUCGCCAACCUUUGCUUUGAGAGGUUUGGAAACAGAGUCAAGUAUUGGAUCACCUUCAAUAACCCCUGGUCUAUUGCGGUGGAAGGAUAUCAAACAGGAGAACACGCUCCUGGACUGAAGCUGAAGGGCACCGGAGCGUACAGAGCUGCUCACCACAUCAUCAAGGCACACGCCAGAGUUUGGCACACGUACGACAUGCAGUGGAGGGGCAAACAAAAAGGCCUUGUUGGGAUCUCUCUGACAGCUGAUUGGGGGGAACCAGUGGACAGCACCAACCAGAGGGACAUCGAAGCAGCAGAGAGAUACAUCCAGUUCUACUUGGGAUGGUUUGCUACGCCCCUCUACAGUGGAGACUAUCCCCAGGUUAUGAAGGAUUACAUUGGCAGGAAGAGCGGUCAGCAGGGCCUCGGAGCGUCUCGGCUGCCCGUCUUCUCCCCUCAGGAGAAGAGCUACAAUAAGGGAACCUGCGACUUCCUUGGCCUCGGACACUUCACCACCCGUUACGUCACCAUGAAGAAUUACCCAUCAGGUGUCGGGGACAGCUACUUUGCAGACCGUGACCUCGCAGAGCUGGUUGACCCACAGUGGCCUGAUCCCGGCUCUGAAUGGCUCUACUCUGUUCCCUGGGGUUUCAGACGCUUGUUGAACUUUGUCAAGACUCAGUACGGGAACCCCAUGAUCUACGUGACAGAAAACGGCGUGUCAGAGAAAAUGCUCUGCACCGACCUCUGUGACGACUGGAGGAUGCAGUACUUCAAGGAAUACAUCAACGAAAUGCUCAAAGCGGUUAAAGACGGUGUGAAUGUGAAGGGUUACACAGCCUGGUCUCUCCUCGAUAACUUUGAGUGGGAUGAAGGAUACUCAGAGCGGUUUGGACUUUACUACGUGGACUUCAGGAACAAAAAUAAACCACGCUACCCCAAGGCCUCUGUCCAGUUCUACAAACGCAUCAUCAGCUCGAACGGUUUCCCCAACCAGAGAGAGGUGGAAAGUUGGAAAAGGAAAUCCAUAGAAACCUGUUCCUCCAGUAACCAGCUCCUGGCAGCAGAUCCACUGAUUGGCCACAUGGAGAUGGUGACGGAGAUCGUGGUCCCCACAGUUUGCACGCUCUGCAUCCUCCUCAGUGCCGUCUUACUCAUGUUCCUGCUGCGUGGACGCCUCUGAUUGGACACAGAAACAUACACAUUAAUCUGAGAGUGACUUUAAAGCUGUAAAAGCCUCAAACUGUCCAGAGCAUGUGUUCAUUUCACUGUCUGCUAUUCUGUUUUCAAAUAAUCAGGUUGUACCCUUCGAGACAGAGGAGCUGCA